GCCCGCCCCGCAUCCCGCAUCCCGCCGGCCCCGCAUCCCGCCGCAUCCCGCCGCCGGCCCCAAAUGGAUUAUCUGCGGCUGGUGCUCUCCUGCCUCGUCCCCCUGCACGGCUGCCUGGCCGCCGGCAGCGCCCCAGAGCUCCUCCUGUCCGGCAAACUCAGCGAGUAUGGUGUGAUCGUCCCGUUCAGCACCGACUGCCGGGGUCGCUUCCUGUCGCACGUGGUGUCCGGCGACGCGGCGGCGGGGCUCGGCCAGCCCGCCUGUCCCCCGGCCCCGGCCCCGUCCCGCCGCCGCGUCCCCCGCAGCCCCCCGGAUGAGUCCCCCCAGCGCCGCUUGCUCUACUUCAACGUCACGGUUUUUGGGAAGGAGCUGCACCUCCGGCUGAGGCCCAACCGCCGGCUGGUGCCACCGGGAGCCGUGGCAGAGUGGCAGGAGGAUUUUGAGGUCCUUUUCCGGGAACCCCUCCAGCAGCGGUGCCUAUUCACCGGUGACAUCUCCGGGAUGCCUGGAGCCGCCGUGGCCAUCAGCAACUGCGACGGGCUGGCUGGCCUGAUUCGGACAGACAGCAACGAGUUUUUCAUCGAGCCCCUGGAGAGGGGCCAGCAGGACACGGAGGAGCACGGGAGGGCCCAUGUGGUCUAUCGGCGCUCAGCCAUCCGGCAGGAUGGUGCCGAGCCGCGCCACGACCUCCAUCCCGAAGUGCCCGGUGUGCAGCUGGGUGAGCUCCCAAAUUCCCUGGAGCAGAUGACGGAGCGGUUGGGGGACGCGGAGCGCAAGCGGCGCCACGCCAGGAAGGAUGACUACAACAUCGAGGUCCUGCUGGCCGUGGAUGACUCGGUCGUGCGCUUCCACGGGAAGGAGCACGUCCAGAACUACGUCCUCACCCUCAUGAACAUAGUGGAUGAAAUUUAUCACGACGAGUCCCUGGGCGUUCACAUCAACAUUGUACUGGUCAGGAUGAUCAUGGUGGGAUAUCGUCAGUCAGUCAGCCUGAUCGAGCGGGGGAAUCCAUCCCGGAGCUUGGAGCAGGUGUGCCGCUGGGCGCACUCGCAGCAGCGCUCCGACCCGGAGCAUGCCGAGUACCACGACCACGCCGUCUUUCUCACCAGGCAAGAUUUUGGGCCUGCAGGUAUGCAAGGCUACGCUCCGGUGACCGGGAUGUGCCACCCUCUCCGCAGCUGCACCCUCAACCACGAGGACGGCUUUUCCUCAGCCUUUGUCGUCGCCCAUGAGACCGGACAUGUGUUGGGCAUGGAGCACGACGGCCAGGGCAACCGCUGUGCCGAUGAGACCAGCAUGGGGAGCAUCAUGGCGCCGCUGGUCCAAGCCGCCUUCCACCGCUACCACUGGUCCCGCUGCAGCAAGCAGGAGCUCAACCGCUACAUCCACUCCUACGACUGCCUCCUGGAUGACCCCUUUGAGCACCAGUGGCCCUCAUUACCUGAGCUGCCGGGAAUUAAUUAUUCCAUGGAUGAGCAGUGCCGCUUUGACUUCGGUGUGGGCUACAAGACGUGCACGGCGUUCCGCACCUUCGACCCCUGCAAGCAGCUGUGGUGCAGCCACCCGGACAACCUCUACUUCUGCAAGACCAAGAAGGGGCCACCCUUGGAUGGGACCGAGUGCUCUCCUGGCAAGUGGUGCUUCAAGGGCCACUGCAUCUGGAAGACGUCAGAGCAGCCUUACAGCCAGGAUGGCAGCUGGAGCUCCUGGUCCAAGUUUGGCUCGUGCUCCAGGACCUGUGGGGGAGGCGUGCGAUCCCGCAGCCGGAGCUGUGAUAACCCACCCCCAGCAUAUGGAGGGCGCCAGUGCCCAGGAUCCACCUACGAGUACCAGGUGUGCAAUGCCGAGGAGUGCCCGGGGCCCUACCAGGAUUUCCGUGCCCAGCAGUGCUCCAAGCGCAACUCCUACUACACCCACCAGAACAGCAAACAUUCCUGGCUUCCCUACGAGCAUCACGACGAUGCUCAGAAGUGUGAGCUGAUCUGCCAGUCCGAGGGCACGGGAGAUGUGGUGUUCAUGAACCAGGUUGUUCAUGACGGGACCCGCUGCAGCUACCGAGACCCCUACAGCGUCUGCGUCCGGGGCGAGUGCGUGCACGUCGGCUGUGACAAGGAGGUUGGCUCCCUGAAGCAGGAUGACAAGUGUGGGGUCUGCGGGGGGGACAAUUCCCACUGCCGGACGGUGAAGGGCACGUUGGCCAAGACCCCCAAGCAGCCAGGUGCUUUGAAGAUGUUUGAGAUCCCAGCUGGAGCAAGGCACCUUCAGAUAGAAGAGAUGGAGCCAGCAACCCACAGCAUCGCUGUUAAGAAUCAAGCCACGGGGAACUUCAUCCUGAAUGCCAAGGGCAAAGAAGCCAAAAACCAGGUGUUCAUUGAGAUGGGCUUGGAGUGGGAAUACACUGUGGAACAAGGCAAGGAGAGCCUGAAAACCAGUGGUCCUCUGCACGAGGCCAUCAGUGUCUUGGUCAUCCCUCAGGAGGAGGAGGCGAGGAGCAGCCUCAUGUACCGGUACAUCAUCCACGAAGACCUGCUGCCCAUGAUUGGAAAUAACAAUGUCCUGCUUGAGGAGAUGGAUUCCUACGAGUGGGCCCUCAAGAGCUGGUCCCAGUGCUCCAAGGCGUGUGGAGGAGGCAUCCAGUACACCAAGUACGGCUGCCGUCGGAAAAGCGACAACCGGAUGGUGCAUAGAAACUUCUGUGACAGCAGCAAGAAGCCGAAGCCAAUCCGGAGGCGCUGUAACCUCCAGGAAUGCUCCCAGCCCAUGUGGGUGGCCGAGGAAUGGGGUGCCUGCAGCCGCUCCUGCGGGAAGCUGGGUGUGCAGGCGCGGGCGGUGCAGUGUGUGCAGCGCCUGCAGGACGGCACCAACCGCACCCUGCACACCAAAUACUGCCCCGGGCAGCGCCCCGAGACGCGCCGGCCCUGUGGCCGCCUGCCCUGCCCUGCACAGUGGAGGACAGGAGCCUGGUCCGAGUGCUCGGCGACCUGUGGGGAAGGCGUCCAGCAGCGGCAGGUGGUGUGCAAGGGCAGCGACAGCGGCGCGCGCUGCGAGGGUGACAAGCCGGAGGCCAUCCAGGGCUGCCAUGUGGCCCUCUGCCCGGGGAAGCUCUCUGGCAUCACUGCCAGUGCUGAUGCUGGUGACCACGGCACGACCAAAGGGCAGCGGGUGCCCCAGGAUGGAGCCAAAAACCCCGUGAGCAAGAUCUCCUCCAGGGAGCCUUGCCUCGGGGACAAAUCCAUCUUCUGCCAGAUGGAGGUCCUGGCUCGCUACUGCUCCAUCCCUGGAUACAACAAGCUCUGCUGCGAAUCCUGUGGGAAGAAAGCCUCCUCCACCACUGGCUCACCCCCUGUCACCGGCAUUCCCCCAGGAACCACCACUCCCAGCCCUGCUCCGGCGCUCUCCCCCUACCCCACCACCCCAGCUCGGGGGGAACCUGGUGGGGACCCCACUCCGGCACCUGGGAUAUCCAGCAGUGGUGCUUUGCCAGGGGAGCUGCCAGCCCCGAGAGAGCUGGGAAGGGGCCAGGAGGCCAGGUAACCUGCUCGGGACCACCUCCCUGUGGGGCAGGGAAAGCCUUUCUCCCUCUUCCGUCCCUUUCUCCCUGUCUUUUUCCUCUUCCCCCAACCUCCAGCAAUGGUUUUCAUGGGUGGCACUGCCAGGUUUGGAAACGACCCGGCUCCAUACCCAGAAAUUCUUGGGAAAACCACUCAUUUCUCAUGAUCCCCCCUGCCCUCCCAGCCGUGCCAUGGUGCUUUUUAACAGCGCCAUGGAAAAAAAGGUGGAAAGGAGCAAAAACAGCUGCGGGUAGACAGGCUGCUUCCUCCCAAGGUGCUAAAAAGAUUUGGGAGGGGGAUGGCUUUAAUGUUGCUUUUUCCUUCCCCCUGCUCCAAGCAGCAACACAGGAUGUGCUGGAGAGGAGGGUCCUGGCUUGGUGGUUCAGCCCUGAAACUUGGGGAUAGCAGUGGGAGGAUACUGAGAAUCUGGGGGGGCAGGG
Messenger RNA from Corvus hawaiiensis (hawaiian crow), 3991 nucleotides. It is a transcript of the gene ADAMTS14, whose product is annotated as ADAM metallopeptidase with thrombospondin type 1 motif 14. NCBI's taxonomy places the organism in Eukaryota, Metazoa, Chordata, Aves, Passeriformes, Corvidae. The coding region runs from base 64 to 3534 and encodes 1156 amino acids. Gene Ontology annotation, biological process: extracellular matrix organization; proteolysis. The transcript is spliced from 22 exons. Gene Ontology annotation, cellular component: extracellular matrix. Gene Ontology annotation, molecular function: metalloendopeptidase activity. The record is from RefSeq and is a predicted model, not a curated record.